AUGUCUUAUGAUAAAUCGAAGAUCUUGUCAAUGAACAUCACUGAGCUGAUACAAAUUCUUGCCGCGAUGGACUUUUUGGAUCUCGAUCGAGCUUGCUCCAACAGCGAUCGUCGAGCCCUGAAGUAUAAAUAUGUAAACAAUGAGGAGAAAGUUGUACUGGAGGAGUUUUACAAUAAAUCAAUGCUUAUUGCGCAACGAUUGAAUUCGCUCUCGGAGGAUCUCAGGACUGUUGAGGGUAACUUGAGGUCAGCCUUGCGCUGUCUCCAGGAAAUUCUUCUUGGGACUAACAUCAACUUGCCAGACCCUGAAGAACACUUCAUAAAAUACCGGAAUAAAGUGGAUCAAAUCAUGAAGUUUGAAUUCCACCCACAAACAGCCAAUAAGUAUGAAGAAUUAUUGGGCAAGGUUCGAAUGGAUCACGAUGCUCUUUUGAGCAGAAAGAGGGAGAUCAUUGCUUAUUCAAAUCGUGGAACCUACUAUUCGAGGCAACAUCGUUCGAUUCAGACACUCAAAACGAUUGAGUUGAAGAGCAUCUGCUGGAAUUUAUUGAGGAGCAACAUAACAGUUGGUGUGAGAGUUGGAAAAAUUCUGGGAUGCUGUAAUGAGCUGAAGUGGAAGAUCUAUUGCACUGGCUGGACAGAUUUCUUCAACAAUUUGACUGUUUCUAACUAUCCGAUCACCACUGCCGAUUUCCACAGAAUUCUGAAAAUCCAUGGAUAUCUUGUGAAUUUCUCGCAUGAGUCUAACACUGGACCAAUGAAAUGGACUUUGGUCAGAGAUGAUUCACAGUCUCCACGAUCCAUGAUUGCUCAUUUGAAUGCGAUGGUGAAUAAUGCAACACUAUCAAACUCGAUUUUAACGACUACUAACUCUUCCAACUCUACUGAUGUGCAAGACCCGGUCAUCGGGUACAGUCAUCAACAAUUUUUCUGGAGUGGUGGAUUUUUGGGGAACUAA
This is a messenger RNA of Caenorhabditis remanei, 957 nucleotides long. RefSeq lists its product as uncharacterized. The transcript is spliced from 4 exons. Bases 1 to 957 code for a protein of 318 amino acids. NCBI's taxonomy places the organism in Eukaryota, Metazoa, Nematoda, Chromadorea, Rhabditida, Rhabditidae. The record is from RefSeq and is a predicted model, not a curated record.